GUGAUUGGAAAAAGAUCUUCCACCCAUAGAGACAAGGGGGAAAGGAGCAACAGAGAGUAGAGAUAAGUGAGAGGAACAAAGGUGGUUAAAAAUGAGUUUUCUGCUGUCUUUUUACGGGACUUUGAACAACUCCGCCCCCAAGACACAACCCUAAAACACUCUAGAAGCUUCAAGGAAUCAUACUUACAGCUUCCUGGCCUUAGAAGAUAGUUACAAUACAUGAAAUAGGUAAAUGCUGGUAACCUGUGUACUGUAUCUAACCCAUUACAGUCCUCACCACAGCUUUAGGUACAAGAAGGUCCCAUUCUGCUUGCAGUGUUCUGGAUAUUUUGUGGGAGAAAAUGAAUCUGACUGAGUAUUUUGCAAGAAUCGGCUACAAAGAGCCUAAUCACAAAGCAGAUCUAAAAACUUUGACCGAACUCCAUGAACACCACAUCAGGUCGAUCCCGUUUGAAAACCUCAGCAUUCACUGUGGGGAGAAGAUCACCUUAGACCUGGAAACCAUCUACAACAAACUUGUGAGAAACAAACGAGGGGGGUGGUGUUAUGAAAACAACCAGCUCUUCUCCUGGGUGUUGAAAGAGAUAGGGUAUGAUGUUACUUACCUGGGAGCAAAGGUACCUGGCCUCCAGCCAAAUUGCUUUGAGUCUCAUCUCUUCAUCAAAGUGCUCGUUGAUGGGAAGCCAUACAUAGCUGAUGUGGGUUAUGGAAUCUUCUGGCAAAUCUGGCAGCCCCUGGAACUCAUUUCAGGGAAGGACCAGCCUCAGCUUCCUGGCGUCUUUCGUCUUGAUGAAGACAAGGGUGUUUGGAACCUGCAGAAGACUGGACGCAGGUCUGAUGUCCCAAAUGAAAGCUUUGGUGUUUCCUCCCUAUUGGCCAAUUCUCUUUUUAAAAAGGUUUACAGUUUUACUUUGGUGCCACGACAAAUUAAAGAUUUCACUGAGACGUGCACUUUUUUCCAGACGUCUCCGGAAUCCUUGUUCACCAAUAAGUCUGUCUGCUCCUUGCAGGCCGCCACUGGGUUUCGCGCUCUGAUUGGGUGGACUUACUGUGAGGUCACCUAUAACUACCAGGAAGGGGUUGAUCUGAUUGACGUGUCUACAGUCCCUGAUGAAGAAGUGGAGAAGGUGCUCGAAGAGAAGUUUGGUGUGGCAUUAGAAAAUAAACUUGUGUCUGUUAACAAUAAAAUACAUCACUAAAUCUGACUAUCAAUAUGUUAUCAGCCAGAAACAACCAUUUGACAGAAUGGUUGGUAUCUGAUUUGGAUGAAAGAAAGCAGAAUAAAAAAAAAAAAAAUGUGGACUCCUUGCUGGUAUGAUGAUAUGUGCAACAGAGAAUUCAUUAAAAUAUUAAUUUACUACUAGAUCUAUAUAAUUUUUAGUGCUGGGACAAAAAUUCCAACAAACACUGCUUGAUGUAUUUUGAAAAUAUAUAUGACCAUGUUGUAUUUGUUUCUACAAGAUAAUUUAUAGAAUCACAAAAGAUUUCCUACGAAGCAAACCAAAACUAAAUAAAUGAUACACAUUCUACUCUUCUGAAGAGGGUUUCGCUCCUGUACUGAUAUGGUAAUUUUCUAUUUUGUUCAGCUUAUUCAAAAACGCAAGAAUAUUUGAAUAUGUAUUUGAAUUUUGAAAGAACAUUCAAAACUUGAAAAACCCUUGAUCAUCCUAGCUAUAUAUAUAUAUAUAUAUAUAUAUAUAUUUUUUUUUUUUUAUUAUUAUUUUUUAUUAUUUGUUCCAUUUAAUUAAAUUGAAACUCUCUGUGAGUCUUGUGAAACCACCUCUGCUCUCACACAAACCUCAAUGCCACCCCCAGUAAAGAGAUAUAAAACAUUAACCAAGCAUGCUUGCAGAAGGUUCUUUUUCAGCUCUUGAGGUUUCAUUACAUCAAGCUGUUAAACCACACAGGACCUCAAAACACCACCUUCAGACCAGGGUCAAGUAGUUUUGGAGCCUCAGGACUAUGCAAUGCUCCUACUGUGAAGAUGCUUAAAAAUUCAGUGCCUAAGACACUACUGCACCCCACCUUCUCUCUCUUUGUAAACCUUUACAAAAUCUUAAGCAUGCAAUUCUUUACUGGAGAAGUGCUGGUUGUCAGCUG
Acipenser ruthenus (sterlet) is the source of this 2100-nucleotide messenger RNA. RefSeq names its product arylamine N-acetyltransferase, pineal gland isozyme NAT-10-like. NCBI's taxonomy places the organism in Eukaryota, Metazoa, Chordata, Actinopteri, Acipenseriformes, Acipenseridae. The transcript has 2 exons. Gene Ontology annotation, molecular function: acetyltransferase activity. The record is from RefSeq and is a predicted model, not a curated record. The coding region runs from base 342 to 1199 and encodes 285 amino acids.